CGCGGACUAAUUUAGGACUACUUUCAACUUAACACAUUAAGUGAGUAAAAUGAUAAUAAUGAUAACUAACAUUUUUAAUUCUGAUGAACCAGUUGGUGAACAUGACCAUUCGUGACCGAGGUUUUUGUAAUUAAAGUAAUUCCCUUUUAGACGUUUGAAUAAGCUGGACAGAGUAACACAGCUACUUGAAGACAUAACAACACAUUGUAAGUAGGAGAUUUCAGUUAAAAUAAACACACACACACACACAGUCGUAUUUAAAGAGAUGGAGUAAUCAUUUUAAAGAAUCAAGCUCGUCUCUACCGAGAAACGUAUUGUCUGGACAGUAUGUGUGUCGCCAACUGUAUAUGAUGAUCACAAUAUAUGUGGCAUCCCAUACAAUGAAAUUGGCAGACAAUAUUGAAUAUAUCUAUAGCUAUCCCAAAUAAUAUUGAUCAUAUGUGGCAUUAUCCCAAACAAUAUUGACUAUAUCUGUGAUUAUCCCAAACAACACUGAUUAUAUAUGUUACUAGCCCAAAUAAUAUUGACUAUAUCUGUAAUUAUCCCAAACAACACUGAUCAUAUCUGUGGAUAUUCCUAAAAAAUAUAUAUCACAUCUUGGGUUAUCCCAAACAAUAUGGAUAAUAUUUGUGGUAAUCCCAAACAAUAUGACCAUAUUUGUGGUAUUUACAAACAAUAUUGAUCCUAUUUGUGGUAAUCCCAAACAAUAUUGACCAUAUUUGUGGUAAUCCCAAACAAUAUUGACCAUAUUUGUGGUAAUCCCAAACAAUAUUGACCAUAUUUGUGGUAAUUCUCAACAAUAUGACCAUAUUUGUGGUAAUCCCAAACAAUAUUGAUCAUAUGUGUGGUAAUUCCAAACAAUAUUGACCAUAUUUGUGGUAAUCCCAAACAAUAUUGAUCCUAUUUGUGGUAAUCCCAAACAAUAGUGACCAUAUUUGUGGUAAUUCUCAACAAUAUGACCAUAUUUGUGGUAAUUCCAAACAAUAUUGAUCAUAUGUGUGGUAAUUCCAAACAAUAUUGAUCAUAUGUGUGGUAAUUCCAAACAAUAUUGACCAUAUUUGUGGUAAUCCCAAACAAUAGUGACCAUAUUUGUGGUAAUUCUCAACAAUAUGACCAUAUUUGUGGUAAUUCCAAACAAUAUUGAUCAUAUGUGUGGUAAUUCCAAACAAUAUUGAUCAUAUGUGUGGUAAUUCCAAACAAUAUUGACCAUAUUUGUGGUAAUCCCAAACAAUAUUGAUCCUAUUUGUGGUAAUCCCAAACAAUAUUGACCAUAUUUGUGGUAAUUCUCAACAAUAUGACCAUAUUUGUGGUAAUUCCAAACAAUAUUGAUCAGAUUUGUGGUAAUCCCAAACAAUAUUGAUCAGAUUUGUGGAUAUCCGAAAUAAUGUGUGGAAUUUUUUAUUUAGGAUAGAAGUUAAUGUCCCUUAACACCCAAGUGAUUAUUACCAAAUAUGCAAGUAAAUAUCAUCAAAGUGGCAUGUAAAUAUCAUAAAUUUUGCAUGUAAAUAUAAUGAAAGUAGCAUGUAAAUAUCAUCAGAUAUGCAUUGAAAUACCAUCAAUGUUGCAAGUAAAUAUCAUCGAAGAUGCAAGUAAAUAUCAAGACAUCAAGAAACCCAAUCUUGCAGGAGUUGUAUGGAAACUGAAAUGUUAUCUGUUAAAGGUGAUGCACUGUUUAAAGGUGAUGCACUGUUUAAAGGUGAUGCACUGUCACAGGUGACGCCUUAAGUUCGUGGUGUUGAAUAUAAAAUUGAUGAGAGGGUAUAUUGGGAUCUAACGAAAGUGUAGAUGUGUUAUGUGUGGGGAGAGGCCACAAGUGGGUAAUGAUGUGUCUGACUUCCAAUAGAUGUCCUUAAUUUCAUAGAUGUUGCGUAGACUGGCUAAAUAGAAGCUUAAUUAAUGAAAGUUUGUCAAUAAAUCCUCUACCCUAAAUUCCCUUUCGCUCUUGGGUUACCGGUUGGCGGGCUGAUUAAAUCUUCGGAAAGUUAACUGACCCACUUCCCGUCAAUCUAUCGCGCUGAAACUCGGCACAUUGAUUCGUUGCCGAAGUCAAAACGUUCUUUAAUAUUUUCAGCCUCACACCCGAACCCAAAACCCCACAAAAUCACCUUUUUGUUCCCAUGGGGAAGAUGAAGGAAAUAGGAGGAAACCGAUUUCAUGAAAUAACAUUCCCAAUGACCACACUAAAUCAGAUUCUUUAUAAUUGAGAAUAUAGCGCAAAUGCGUUUGGAGCGUAGAAUUUUUUUUUUUGGUCUUUCUGAAUUGUGAAAUAAAUCUGCGGUGUAAAAGCGGGUCAUUAGAAUAAUAAUAUAGUUCGGGGGCUUGACAAAAAUGUGUUAUUGCGAGACUUGAAAAAAGGGGGGGGGAGGGGCUGAACCACUAAUUGGGAUGCUUAUAAAGUGCUUGAUUUGUAUGCAUUUUUUUGUUAUUGUUGUUUUAGUUUUUAGCCCAACCCAUCGAUAUUACGUAUUAUAAAGGAUUUAUUCGAAAAAACUUUAUUCUUAGGCUUUGUUUAACUUUUAGACUUAAAUUUUUCAAAAACGGAAUUAUUUUCUAAAACUUUUAAAAUUUGUACCUUGUUUUUCUAAUGUUUAUUUUAUUGAUGUUUCUCAGAUCAUUGAGCUAGGAUCCUUGAAAUCAAGUGCACAUUUGAUUAACUGUGGUCAGAAUUUAUAUCUUGGAAUACAUUUGCCAGCGAAACGUUAUUUCUAAUAAGGCACCUUCGACCAGAAUCCAAUACUCAAAAUGGCUACUCCAAUCAACGACUCAUCUACAGACGUCGAUACAACGCAAACUCCGGCUACCGACCCACUAACUACAGUCAUGGCUACCGACCCACUAACUACAGUCAUGGCUACCAUCCCCAGUUCAGUGCUAGCUUCCAUUGUUACGGCUCUGACGUCAUUGACUCCUCACUCCUCAAUCUCUGCAUUUUUCAACGCGUCAUCAUCCAGUGCGUCAUCGGGCGACCAGCCAACCCCAGUAACCUUCGCCUCCGUUGUUACAUCUCGAGAUUCUGACAACGUCACCGGCGUCCUGACCUCAACGACCUACAAUUAUUCCGAGUUUGAAAUUCAGGCGUACCUGGACGAGCUGCAGAGCCAGACGACCAACAUCAUGCUGCCGGCCAUGGUGUACCUGGUCCUGCUCGCGGUCGUCGGCUCCAUCGGGAAUUUCCUGGUGCUAUUCGUAUAUUCGCACAAGUUCACCCAGACGGCCACCAGGAUCUUCAUCCUGGUCAUUGCCAGUUUUGACAUCAUAACAAAUAUGAUCGUUAUCCCAGGUAAGAAUAUCCAGAAUUUUUUUUUUUUUUUUUUUUUAAAAAUUGAAAUCGGCGUCGUCGCUGCUUCUUCUUCUUCUUUUUUUUCUUAAGGGCCCACGAUCCAUUUAUUUAUCAUUUUUGUGGGUGACUCUUUUGAUAUCUUUGUUUUGUUUCGGAUCUACCAAACCAAGAGAGCGUGUUUGUUUCCAUGGCCAUUCGGGACUGAGAGUACUUUAAUUCUUUACUGAUCUAUCGGCUCGAUGAAGUUUUCCUUAGUGCGUGAUGCACAAAUGCACUUGCUUUCAGUCUCAUGGGAUCAUUUGUGCUGUCUUAUCAUUGCAGCACUUCUCCUUCUUCUUUAUCGUAAGGGUCCACGGUCAAUGUAUUGAUCAUGCUGGCUCAUAUUUAUGUAGAGGCGAUUCGCGUAAUGCCUGUGCCUGGUAUUGAAUAGGAUGUUUCCCUGGUUGCAAGGGCUACUCAGCGAUGGUAUCAGGAACUGGGGAAGGGGGGAAAGGUGAAGGCAUGAGGCCGUAGACGCAAAUAUGUCAAGUUUUGUCCCCCCCCCUUCCUUCUACUGCUCCUUUUGGAAGCUUGCUCCAGUCCCUGAUUAUCUUUGGCAGGAAUGAGCAGUUUCUAUACUGUAUUCUUGCUGUUAUGAUCCGAAACUGCCUGUCCUAGCCUCGUCGCACUUUUUUAAAUUUUUUUUAAUUGUCCUGUACUGUCGUGAGCUGUAACAAGUACAUUUCAAGACUAAGAAAUACAAACAUAUGAUUAAUUGAACAGAAGAUCAAGGUCAUUAAAAAUCGCAUUGUCGGGUAAAUUUUUUUUUUAAAAAACAACUUUAAAAAUAUAAUUCAUCCAAAUUAGCAUCACAAUGACAUUUUUUGUAAACUUGACAGACAGAAGCUUUCUGUGUAAGUAAAGAAUUUUUUUUAUAUUUUCAAUGGUUUUGUUUUAAAUUUGAAAAAACAGAGAUCACCUUAUUUAAGUGGUUCUGUUUGUUUUAAUUCUGGCUAACCAUUUCGUUUUCUUAUGAGUCAUUACAGGCAAACUUCCCUUUACACGUUUCUUCAUAAAUAUAUACGUCAUCGCAGUUGUUUUAAUUAUUGACAUUCAUUUCAUGUGUUGUAAUUUCAAUCAUUGACAGUCAUGUCACAUGUAAUAAUUUCAAUCAUCGACAUUUAUAUCAUAAGAAACAUUUUCAAUGAUAGACAGUUAUUUCAUAAGAAACUUUUUGAAUGAUAGACAAUUAUUUCAUCUGUAGUAUUUUCAAUUCUUGACAAUUCCAGGAGAGAUCUAUGACAUGUUUCAUAUCUGGGAUUUCAACCAACCGUCACUUUGUAAGAUCCGACUCUUUUUCAACGCUUUCACCACCAUGGCGUCUGCCAUGGUGCUGGUUGCUGUCGCCGUGGCGAGGUGGGUACACUAUCAGUUUAAUGUCCAUAUGGCUUAAAUGAGUGGCUACCAGAAUGUCAGAAGUGCUCAUCAUGGCUUAAAUUAGUGGCUACAAGAAUGUUGGAAUGAUCAACUUCUUAGCUUGUUUCAAAGUUUACAUCAUUUUCUAUAAUUCAACGUCCAAUGUUAUCAACAAUAAGUACAAGACAGCAUAUGUUCUAACUGAUCUAAACUGCACUUCAACACACUAACUGAAUAGGUUAACUGAAAAGACUAAUGGAAUAGACUAACUGAAUAAAGUAACUGAAUAGACUAUUUGAAUAGACUAUUUGAAUAGACUAACUGAAUAGAAUACUUGAAUAAACUAAUUGAAUUGACUAAAUGAAUAGACUAAUUGAAUAGACUAAUUGAAGAAACUAAUUGAAUAGACUAACUUAAUAUACUAAAUGAACUGAAUAAUUAAAUAGGCUAAUUGAAUAGACUACUGAAUAGACUUGUUGAAAAGAUUUCUGAAUAGAUUAAUUGAAUAGACUAACUGAAUGCACUAAUUUUUAAAGAACAAUUUUUAUCAAUUCAGGUACAGAAAAAUAUGCAAACCUUUCGGGAAGCAAGUGACGAUAAGUGAUGCUAAGCUCAUCAGCGUGGCCAUGACUCUGGGUUGUCUGAUCUUCUCGAUUCCGUGGGCUAUCAUCAAUGGCCGGCAAACGAAGGCGACGCCUCGGCCCGGAAUCAAUGGAUACGAGUGCACGCUCGAUGACAGCUACCUGGAUACAAUAUGGCCGCUGCUCAACACUUUAUUCUUCAUUUUGCUCUUCCUCGUAUGCUGCGGCACCAUAGUGGUGCUGUACGCCCUCAUCGGUGUUCAGGCCUGGCGCCACAGCCAUGUGCACGGUGUUUCGACGGGCGUAAAACCCCCGCACAGUUCUUCUGGGACCAACGAUUCUACAGACAGCACGGAGAUGACCAGCAAGUCCGCAGAGAAUUCACGGGUCGGAAUAUUGAGCAAAUCUGCAAGGUCGAGGUCGUACGUCAAAAAGAAAUCUGGAGACCCCGAAUCCAUGGAAACCGUCAUCAAAAGUGGUGUCGCGUGCGGCGAAGGUGAUCAAGUUAAACCUCGCGGUGAAGCGGUCAAGGACACCACAGCGGAGGACGACGUCAUUGAGUUGGUGGACGAUGUCAAGGGCGAGAAAAAAUCCGCAUACCAGGCCCGGAUGAUUCGAUCCCCGACGGGCGAGAAGGUCAACAUCAACCUGUCCAUGGUCAGGGAGCUGACGGUGAAGCUCAGGGCCGUGCAGAAGGAGACGGAACAUGGGGACGUGGGGGACCUCUCGGACGUUGACCAAGUCCCAAGGCCGGGGAGAUCUGUUGUCACGUUUAAAAGUGUGUCGUCGGAUGACGAGCUGGGCUCAGGGGACGAGUACGAUGAUGCGGAGAACAAAACGGGCAAGAAAAAAAAGAGUCAGAUGAAGUGUAAGCCUGAAACAAGGGACGUUGGUGGGAGUCAGCCGAUGAAGUGUAAGUCUGAAACAAGGGACGUUGGUGGGAGUCAGUUACACAAACGUAGCGAGGAGCCGUCCGGUGGGAAAUGUACAAUUAAUAAUGGCUCUAAUGACAGUAUUGAUGCAGCUAGUAGCAAAGGUGGGAAAUGUAAAAGUAACAGUGGUUCCACGGACAGUAUCGAUGCAGCUGGUAGCAAAGGUGGGAAAUGUAAAAGUAACAGUGGUUCCACGGACAGUAUCGAUGCAGCUGGUAGCAAAGGUCGGAAAUGUAAAAGUAACAGUGGUUCCACGGACAGUAUUGAUGCAGCUGGUAGCAAAGGUGGGAAAUGUAAAAGUAAAAAUGGUUCUACAGAAUGUAUUGGUGCAGAUGAUAGCAAAGGUGGGAAAUGUAAAAGUAAAAAUGGUUCUACAGAAUGUAUUGGUGCAGAUGAUAGCAAAGGUGGGAAAUGUAAAAGUAAAAAUGGUUCUACAGAAUGUAUUGGUGCAGAUGAUAGCAAAGGUGGGAAAUGUAAAAGUAAAAAUGGUUCUACGGACAGUAUUCAUAAGAAUUGUUCUAAGGCAUUAAAACAUCAGAGCAGUCAUUGUCCCAAUGACACCGUCUCUGUUAUUGAUCAUACGAAAGAACUAUCAGAGGGAGCGAUAAAAGAAAAUGGCGCCAUUUGCCAUUUAGACGCUGAGAGCAAAGAUGAGCUUGACGACGAGCAUCUGAACGAUGAGCCACUAACUGACUUCGCCAAGGCGAUGUUGUGGGUCGACAUUACCUACUGCCUGAAAAACGAACGUGACGGCGCCAGCAGCAACGAUGAACCGGACGCUGAAAACAAUGGCGGUGGGUCCAACGGGCUGACCAAAAAGAGCUCCUUCACCUCGUCCCGCAAGAUCUCAAGGGACAACAGCUUUCUGAGGAAACACCGGAAGCUGAGAGACGCACUGACGGACACCCUGGCGCGAGCUAGGAAAAGCAAGAGGGAAAAAUCGGGCGAGGCCAAGGCGAGGGACAGCGGCGGUGUCGUCGGGGCGAACGAGAGGAUAUCUGAAAACGAGAAUGGCGACGACGCCGGCAGCGUAGUGGGAAAAGAUCACGGGGACGUGGCCCCGCAAGCAGAAGUCAAACAACCGGGGUCUUCCAGCUCUGGGGAGAAACAUCGCAGCAGCGUGAAGAGACCGUCUCGGGCCUCCUCCAGGCGGGGCAUGGGUCGCACGACAGCCAUGCUUCUGAUCAUCAGCGCCGUGUACAUUGUCGGCUUUCUUCCAUUCCUGGCUCUGUCGUUUUAUAAGCAUUACGCGCCGCAGAGCUUCGGCGGCCUGAGUGCUGUAGGACUCGCGUUCUACAAUCUUUUUCUGAGAUCUUAUUUUCUCAACAGUGCGGCGAACCCCAUCGUGUACAGCCUCUGCGACAUCAACUUCCGGAAGGAAUGUUUGAAACUCUUAAAACUCGGCUAAAAAAAAUCGAUUUUUUUUUCAUUUUUGUUGGAUGGAAGUAUCGGAGGCUUAAACAUCAUAGAAAUGGAAUGACAACAUGUGUAUUGAUGAUUAUAAUGCUAUUGAACAAGUGCAAGUUUGACCAUUGUACAAACGUAAUACUUUGCAACAGACGCGUACUCAUUGUAGCAUCGCCUCAACAGCUUUACUAACGCAACAGCGCAUCAGGGGCUAAAUGAAAGUUAUAUUACACAUCAACAAUUAUACCCAGAGUUUUCUACUGUUGCGGUGAAAUCGUCUCGUGCGUACCCAGAGCCUUCAUUUUUUGAUUCUGUAUGACAGACAGGGACACGUGCACGCCUGGCC
This is a messenger RNA of Lymnaea stagnalis (great pond snail), 7941 nucleotides long. The record is from the annotation of a GenBank genome assembly. NCBI's taxonomy places the organism in Eukaryota, Metazoa, Mollusca, Gastropoda, Lymnaeidae.